AUGAUUCAAGGAAAUAUUGAAAAAGCACUUUCUUUAUUAAAUAAUCAAUCUGAAUUAGAACAAAUUUUUAAAUUAAAAAUUGCUGCUAAAGCUUAUAAAAUUAAUGAUUUUAGAAAAUUUUUUAUUGAUAUUCAAUCUAAUUUAAAACCUUAUGCUUUUAUUGUUGCUACUGAAAUUGAAUAUUUUAUCUUUGGAAGAAAAACUGCUUCUUUAAAACUCUUUCAACUUGCUUUAAAACGUUAUCCUAAUAGUCUUCCUAUUAUUAAAGCUUAUUAUCGUUUCCUUAAUUUAAUUACUCCUUCUCGUUUUAUCCCAAAUGCUUUAAAAUCUUAUGGUGAUUUUGAUUUAGAUCUUUAUAUGAAAAAUGCUAUUCUUCUUAAAUUUAAUCAUCUUCCUAAACCAAAAGAUACUAAUCUUUUCCUUAUCUCUCAUCGUUUAAUAAAUUCUAUUGGUGAAUCUUUUGAUGAUCAUCAAAUCUCUGAUGAUUCUUCUCUUUCUCAUUUCAAUUGGAAACCAAUCAAACCUGAACUCAAUAAAGAUAUUCUUAAAGAAUUGAUUUACAUCCUUCCUCCUCCAAAUCUUUAUCGUGGUAAAAAAAUAGAUAUUCUUCAAUUAUUGGAUAUUCUUAAUAAUCUUGUCAAUUAA
Entamoeba dispar SAW760 is the source of this 645-nucleotide messenger RNA. RefSeq lists its product as uncharacterized. The record is from RefSeq and is a predicted model, not a curated record. Gene Ontology annotation, cellular component: nucleus. Gene Ontology annotation, molecular function: mRNA binding. Gene Ontology annotation, biological process: mRNA 3'-end processing. Bases 1 to 645 code for a protein of 214 amino acids. The transcript has a single exon. Lineage: Eukaryota; Evosea; Mastigamoebida; Endamoebidae.